This is a messenger RNA of Raphanus sativus (radish), 255 nucleotides long. RefSeq lists its product as uncharacterized. The transcript has 2 exons. NCBI's taxonomy places the organism in Eukaryota, Viridiplantae, Streptophyta, Magnoliopsida, Brassicales, Brassicaceae. The record is from RefSeq and is a predicted model, not a curated record. The coding region runs from base 1 to 204 and encodes 67 amino acids.
AUGAAAAACACGUUUAAACCUUUGCUUAUUGGUUUUGUUAUGCUCACAAUUCUUCUGUUCGGAGAAACGGUGAUUGCUCAGAAAGGAAAACCAUGUCAUUCAGAAUUGCCGGACAAAACAUGUGAAACCAAGCGCUGCAAAGCUCACUGUGCCAAAGAGCAUAAGAAAAUACUGCUGAAUCUUAGCGGGUGCCUUAAAAAGUAAACGGAGAAGUGUUUGCCGAUGUCAAUAUUUUUGCCCUCCCUAAUUUUUUUA